AUGGCGGAUAUACUAAGCGCUCUCCCAGACGAAGUUGUAUGUCACAUUCUCUCCUUUCUCCAAACCAAAGACGCAGUUGCCACAAGCAUUCUCUCAACGAGGUGGAAGCAUCUCUGGCGUUCUGUUCCCGUUUUGAACUUCACCAACACUGUAUUAACAGACCAAAACGCCAAUUUUCGCGUUACCGAUUUCAUCUACUACGUUUUACUCUCACGAGUUUCCGCACUUCCCAUUAAGGCUUUCAAAAUCUCUCUUAUAUACCAUUAUAAUGAAGAUAACAAUCUUGGCAUUCACAGUUUUUACAAAUGGAUCAACUUUUUGGUAGAACGCGGUGUUGAGAAUCUUGAUCUCUUUCUAAUGCUAAGCUCACCGGGCGUGCCUGAUUUGCCUAAUACCAUUCUUACUUGCAAAACUCUUGUUUCUCUUCAUCUUCUUUUUUUCAGUAUAAACUUUACUUUUCCUUCUGUUGAUCUUCCCUCGCUCAAAACUCUUAACUUACGAUUUAUAUUUUUCCCAAGAAAUGAUGGUUUUAUGAUGUUUCUAGCUGGAUGUCCCAAUCUUGAGGAUUUAUUAGUAUCUUAUUUAUUGGGGUUCAAUUCUGAGGACUCUCUAAACAGUGAACAAUGGAAAAGACUUACCUUAACUAACUUGACCCGAGCAAGUCUUGAUUCGCCGAAUUAUCGCUUUCCAUUGGAACCACUUCAUAAUGUUCAUUCUCUUUCCAUUUCAAUGGCUAAGGUUUGA
Vicia villosa (hairy vetch) is the source of this 744-nucleotide messenger RNA. RefSeq names its product F-box/LRR-repeat protein At4g14103-like. Gene Ontology annotation, molecular function: protein binding. The transcript has a single exon. The record is from RefSeq and is a predicted model, not a curated record. NCBI's taxonomy places the organism in Eukaryota, Viridiplantae, Streptophyta, Magnoliopsida, Fabales, Fabaceae. The coding region runs from base 1 to 744 and encodes 247 amino acids.